CUUGCCACUCAUCUCGGUAUUUUCUCUUUGUGAACUUCUAUCAAUAUUUAACGCAGCAGUGUCGGUUUUGCCGUAAGAUGAGAGGAGCUACGAGAAGCCUGAAUUAUACAUGGUGUGACGGGGAGGCUGGGGAGCUUUCUGCGAGCCGAGCGCGGCGCCGCGGCCAUGGAGGAGCCCCAGCAGAACCCCGGGCAGCGGCCCCGCAAGGUGCGGUUCCGAAUCUCGUCGGCGUGCAGCGGCCGCGUGCUGAAGCAGGUCUACGAGGACGGGCAGGCGUUGGAGCCGCCGGCCGUGGAGCAAUCCCGGCGGCUGCGGCACAGCUUUGAGCCCGGGGUGCUGCCCGACGGCCCCGCGCCGGGACUGCCGCAGAGCAGCGGCUGCGGGGAGGAUGGGAGCGGCCCCGGCUGCCCCCCCGCUGGCAGCGGGCUCUACGGGGCUUCUCCAGUUAUCGACUUUGGUCAGAUCAUCAUCUACACCAACAACCUGAAAAUCAUCCGUGCGCCGAUGGACCAGAGAGAGCUCAUGAGAAGGAUCAUCCAGACAGAGGGGGUGAGCGACUGGGCCUUUGUGUACAGGGAAAGGAGAGAAAGAAUUGGUGCUGGACAUAAAAAGGAUGUGGAAAAGAAGGCUGUCCGCAACCAGUACAUGCAGGAAAGAGGUGCUGAGCGCACUUGCUCCCAGUGUAAAGGAUCAGGCUCUGCUCCUUGCUCGCUGUGCCACGGCAGCAAGUUUUCAAUGCUGGCAAACAGAUUCAAGGAGUCCUACAGGGCUCUGCGCUGCCCAGCCUGCAAUGAGAGCGGCGUGCAGCCCUGCCAGGUCUGCGCUGCGUGACGGAGCUGCGCUGCGCCCAGGUCUGCUGGGAGCUUUGCAUUAUUUCACUUCAAGCAGCUCUGCUCUAAUGGGAACUUUGAAAGACGGGAGAAGUACGUUACGUGAGUUUGCCAUAAAUACGAACACAGCGCCUCUGCUCCACGCUGUGCCUCUUGUCUGCUGCACACAUUUGCUCAAUCAGGGCCCUGUCCUGCAAACGCACUGCGUGCAGCCCUGUGGGGUGAGCACAGCCACGUGAUGUGAUCUGCACGUGGGGGCUGAGACACUGCAGGACUGCACCUGGCACCGGGAGCUCAGCGUGGGCAGAGCCUGCAGCACUGCUAUGGCAGCAGAAGGCAGCAGCAGUGGGCACAGCUGGGUGUGGGUCUGCACGACAGCAGCACAGAGCGGUGCCUCCUCUGGGCUUUAAUUUGCUGAACACGUUAACAUCACACCAUCUU
This is a messenger RNA of Phasianus colchicus (ring-necked pheasant), 1271 nucleotides long. RefSeq names its product glutaredoxin and cysteine rich domain containing 2 (gene GRXCR2). Gene Ontology annotation, biological process: sensory perception of sound. Gene Ontology annotation, cellular component: stereocilium shaft; microvillus; stereocilium base. The record is from RefSeq and is a predicted model, not a curated record. Lineage: Eukaryota; Metazoa; Chordata; Aves; Galliformes; Phasianidae.